Molecule: messenger RNA, 237 nt
Organism: Paramecium primaurelia
Lineage: Eukaryota; Ciliophora; Oligohymenophorea; Peniculida; Parameciidae
Source: the annotation of a GenBank genome assembly
AUGGAAUUAACAAAUAAUAUUGUGAAUUAAGAUUAGAUAGUAGUUUAAAAAAUAAAAAGACAGGACAAAGCUGGUAUAGAAAUAUAAAAAGGAGUUAAGAAACACAAAAUUACAUUUGUUGAUGAAAUAGAGAAAGGGAAAGAUGUUCAAACUGUUAUUGAAGUAGAAUGCUGGAAAAAAUAUAAUUAUGUAUCUCCUGAUACUGAAGUAGCAGAUGAAUGCUGUUCGCUUAUUUGA